Messenger RNA from Patella vulgata (common limpet), 738 nucleotides. RefSeq lists its product as uncharacterized. NCBI's taxonomy places the organism in Eukaryota, Metazoa, Mollusca, Gastropoda, Patellidae. Gene Ontology annotation, molecular function: wide pore channel activity. The annotation marks the transcript as partial. The transcript has 6 exons. Gene Ontology annotation, cellular component: membrane. The record is from RefSeq and is a predicted model, not a curated record.
UAUAGUCCAGGGAUAGACUUUGUUGGAAUUGGAUACAAUUUAUUGAAAGCUAAUCCCGAAGGAGGAGUUGGAGGUGCAGGCGGUGUGGAUCCAGGAUUGAACGGCGUCAGAAAAAUAUUGCAGCUAUCUAACUUUGCAGCUGUUGUUUGUUCUCUUCCUCUACUAUAUAACGAAGCUAAGUACAUGACGUUCCUGGAUGACUGGGGAACGCACGUGAUAAUGCAGGUUGAUUUUGGUACAAAAGUAAUCAAAAGAUAUGAAUCAUCUAUGACAGAAUUUAUAAACCACGUACAGAAAAGUGUAAAUCCUCAGCUACGGAUUCCUCUCACAUGGCCAUCUGGAACAUAUGGUCUUAUAAAAACUACUUCUGGAUGCCCCGCUGGCUCCGUUUUAUGGGAUGAUGAAAACAAGAACAAUCAUAAUUCUAAGUCAGGAACGUUACCAGACGGUCAGUACGAUGCAGAUACAAGAAUAGAUUUUUGUUGUAGAAAGGAUGGAGUACCAACCGGAGCAAUCUCGCUACCAAUAGAAAAACCCUUUUUUCUGUUUAAAUAUACCCGGGAAUGUCAACGAGUAAAGGGUAUGUCAGUGGCUGAAGAAUAUAUUAUAUGGGAUGAUUACCCUGCCCAAAAUCACGACAAAGAUACAGGAGCGCACCCUUUUGAUGAUGGUGGAAGCCACCAGCACAAAUUACAUUUUUGUUAUUAUGCUAAAUCAGGUUCAUCAUUAAUAGGAUAA